Molecule: messenger RNA, 870 nt
Organism: Penicillium cataractarum
Lineage: Eukaryota; Fungi; Ascomycota; Eurotiomycetes; Eurotiales; Aspergillaceae
Product: fumarylacetoacetate hydrolase family protein
Exons: 3
Coding region: 1-870 (289 amino acids)
Molecular function (GO): catalytic activity
Source: RefSeq, a predicted model, not a curated record
AUGGCCACCUUCUCACGUCUAAUCCGCUUCCUCGCCAAAGACGGCCACGUCUACUACGGCGACGCCCUCCUCCCAACCGGCAUCUCCGACGUCGCCAAAGCAACUCAAGCCCGCGUUAUCACCGGCGACAUCUUUGGCACCCACCGCAUCACCGACCAAAUCGCCGACGUGCGCAUGCUGCUCGCCCCCCUAGCCCGCAAAGACAUCCGCACCGUCCGCUGCCUGGGCCUAAACUACGAACAACACGCCAAAGAAUCCAACCUGCCCAUCCCCAAAUUCCCCGUCCUCUUCUUCAAGCCCGUAACCGCCAUCUCCGGGCCCACGGAUGAUAUCCCUGUUGCGCCUAUUGCGCAGGAAGGCGAGGGACUGGAUUAUGAAUGCGAGCUUGUGAUCGUUAUUGGGAAGGAGGCCAGGAAUGUUUCCGAGGCGAAUGCGUUGGAUUAUGUGCUUGGUUAUGCGGUUGGUAAUGAUGUUUCGCAUCGCGAUUGGCAGAUUAAGCGUGGUGGUGGGCAGUGGGGGUUGGGUAAGGGAUUUGAUGGCUGGGCGCCGUUUGGACCGGGAAUUGUUUCGUCGAGGAUUAUUCGGGACCCGAAUGCCUUGCAUAUUGGGACUAAGUUGAAUGGGGAGACGGUGCAGUCGUCGUCCACCAAGGAUAUGAUCUUUGGUGUGGCCAAGACUAUUGCUUUCUUGUCGCAGGGAACUACUUUGUUGCCUGGCGAUUUGAUCUUUACUGGAACUCCCCAAGGUGUGGGUAUGGGCCGUAAGCCUGCUCUGUGGCUGAAGGAUGGCGAUCAGGUCGAGGUCUCCCUCGAGGGAGUGGGGUCGAUCUCCAACCGUGUGGUCUUUGAUAAGCCCAACCCGAAGCUGUGA